Messenger RNA from Zonotrichia leucophrys gambelii, 763 nucleotides. It is a transcript of the gene CFAP90, whose product is annotated as cilia and flagella associated protein 90. NCBI's taxonomy places the organism in Eukaryota, Metazoa, Chordata, Aves, Passeriformes, Passerellidae. The record is from RefSeq and is a predicted model, not a curated record. The coding region runs from base 269 to 685 and encodes 138 amino acids. The transcript is spliced from 3 exons.
CUAGUGCAAGCUGUGACACAAAAAGGUCAGUCCCGUGCGGCUAGGCUUUCCUCUAACCUUCGUCGCCAGCUUCCAAGGACACAAAGGACCAGGGAGCUGGAGUCGCUGCACAAGACUGAAACCAAAACUCCGCUAUCGGGUGUCCAGGAACCCACACUUCAUGUCUGACAGAGCUCUGCGGGAGUCCCCGAGCCCCGGGGCGGUUCCGGCCGUGCUGCCCGGGCCGGGCGGGGCCCAGGGCGCUGCCGGGUAACGGCGGCGGGGCAGCAUGGCCGCCAGCGGGACGCGCUUGGCGCAGGAGGCGCUCGGCAACGCGCCGGGGAGGAGGCGGCCUGCCCUCGCUUCCUUCUCCGCCUUCAGCUUCGUCCCGCCCAAACGGGAAGGGCCUCCGGAGCUCAGCUAUUUCAACCGGCCGCACAAGACAGGAGAUUUUUUCACCUAUGAUGCUGCUUUUGGAAUGCCUGACGAUUACGACCAAUAUCUUCCACGAUGUGACAGAAAACAUGCAAAGGCUCGUGGCCUUAAAAUUAAUGAGGAGGAAAUGGCAAGAACUGUUCCUGUGCUGACAUCUUCAGAGUAUGGGAAGCGCAUAGAUAAGCUCUUAGACCCACCAACCAGAGAGCACGCCAGGGUUCAUAGCCUGCACGCAGCAAUCUACGGGGAAGGCAGCCGCCUUGCUCAUUAAAAACCUUCUCCAGGCCUGGAUCCAUGGGAAAUCUCUUGUGUCUGUCACCACCAGCAACAUUUAUUUGGGAAAAAAAUA